This is a messenger RNA of Sus scrofa (pig), 1359 nucleotides long. RefSeq names its product diablo IAP-binding mitochondrial protein (gene DIABLO). Gene Ontology annotation, biological process: intrinsic apoptotic signaling pathway in response to oxidative stress; neuron apoptotic process. Lineage: Eukaryota; Metazoa; Chordata; Mammalia; Artiodactyla; Suidae. Gene Ontology annotation, cellular component: mitochondrion. The record is from RefSeq and is marked validated.
UCACGAGGUGGCGUCACUUCCGACGUGUGCGUCCGGCGUCCGCCUUCCGCGGGAUGGCGGCUCUGCGGAGUUGGCUGUCGCGGAACGUAGCUUUCUUCUUCAGGUACAGACAAUGUGUUCCAGUCGUGGCUAACCUUAAGAAGCGCUGUUUCUCAGAACUGAUAAGACCAUGGCACAAAACUGUGGUGGUUGGACUUGGGGUAACCCUUUGUGCAGUUCCUAUUGCACAGAAAUCGGAGCCUCAUUCUCUUAGUAAUGAUGCAUUAAUGAGGAGGGCUGUGUCUUUGGUAACAGAUAGCACCUCUACCUUUCUCUCUCAGACCACAUAUGCAUUGAUUGAAGCAAUCACUGAAUAUACUAAGGCUGUUUAUACCUUAAUUUCUCUGUACCGACAAUAUACAAGUUUACUUGGGAAAAUGAAUUCACAGGAGGAAGAUGAAGUAUGGCAGGUGAUCAUAGGAGCCAGAGUUGAGAUGACUUCAAAACAGCAAGAAUACUUGAAGUUGGAAACCACCUGGAUGACUGCAGUUAGCCUUUCAGAGAUGGCAGCAGAAGCUGCAUACCAAACUGGAGCGGACCAGGCCUCUAUAACGGCCAGGAGUCACAUCCAGCUGGUGAAAUCACAGGUGCAAGAAGUACGCCAGCUUUCCCAGAAAGCGGAGACCAAGUUGGCAGAAGCGCAGACGGAAGAACUCCGACAGAAAACACAAGAGGAAGGGCACGAGAGCGCUGAACCAGAGCAGGAAGCCUACCUGCGUGAGGAUUGAGGGCCUGAGCUGCUGCCCACAUCUCCCCACUCUGCCCGGGGAAAGCAAGGGCAGAUGCCAUCCAGCACAGAGUUGGCACAGCUUUCUCUGCAGAGGCAGGUUUUGCCCUGGCCCAUCAGACCUGAGUCAUUGUGAGCUGUGAGUGCCUGACCCCUGUCCCCAUGGUCUCAGGCUUGUACCAGACCUGGUUCUUAGCCCAUGGGCACUGCACCCUAUUGAACAUUUCACCCACUCAGCACAGCUGCCCUCUCACCCUUCAAUCUUUACCUCCCACCAGAACAUCUCACCAAGCUGGCCAGAGAGAGGGCACCUUCUCUGUUAAGUCCACAAGUUCAAUAGUUGUUUAACCUCAGUUUCCCAUCUUAUUCACAUUUUCAAAUAUGAUUUAGUAUUUGUUCCCUCCAUAGGGAUGUGAGUUUUUUGGGGGAGAUGGAGCCUGUCCUGUAAGAUUUCUUAUUGUUCUGUUUCUAAUGCCUUGGCACCACUGCCCUGUGAGGACAGCUCAGGCCAAUGAGCCAAAAGUCCUCAGUUCUUAGGGGACUGAAUGUGGAGUGUUUACCUGGUGCUCUCAACAGGACUUAAUUCCAACACA